AUGGCAAAGACAUCAUUCAUUAAAAAAAUUCAGUGGAUGGGAAUUUCCAAACUGAUCUUAAUUGCACUUCCGUCCAUAGUCUUCGGCAUUUUGACUGUUAUAAUAACAUUACGACAAAACAGUUUUCAAGAGUUCAUUCGCAAACAAGAUCGAGAAGAACACCAUCGAGAAAACCUUCGAUUAACCUAUCAAAAUUAUAUCAAUGAUAUCUCCAAUGUUCUAUUCGAAAAAGCUUCCAAUUCGACCGACCAUCAUCGGCGUUUAUUAGAAAUCCGAGCCAAAACUCUCUACGCCUUUUCAUUGCUUGAUCCGUCGAAAAAAUCUAAUAUCAUCUUAUAUCUCUACGAAACUCGUUUAUUAAGAUCGGACUCGAAUCCAAAUGAAAGACUCGAUUUAACUGGUAUAGAUCUGAGCAAUGUCAUCUUCAAUGGCUCAUUUGGUCGACCUCUGAAUCUCAGUUAUAUCUCUCUCGCAAAUAUAAAAGCAACGAAUCUUGUUUUUCAAUGGUGUCAGUUAACAAAUGCUAUUCUUGACAACUCGUAUAUGCCAUCACUGGCCAUAUCAAAUACCGCUUUAACAAAUACGAGUUUUAAACGCGUUUACGCUCCAUUCAGCAGAAUGCAUAAUGUUCUUUCACAUAGAAAUAACUUUUCCGGGUCUAAUCUAAGUCGAAUGCAUUAUAUAAGUAAUGUUUAUAUUCCCGGAACGGUCGAUUUUACCAAUACAGAUUUACUCAAUAGUUAUGUUACAUUUGACGACAAAUAUGUUGACUUGAACAAGCAUAUCAUCGACAGCAGCAUCACCAUUCUAAAUGCGCGUUUACCAAAUGGCGUGUUUCUUCAAAUCGAUUCAUCUGAUCUAGUCAUCGAUGGACAUGCACAGCAAAAUUGUCAAUCUAACAGAAGUGAAAACAUAUGGCUUUCAAGUGGAAGUUUAUCAACACUUGAAAUCUCUUCAAUACCAGUGAAUUCAUCGUUGAAUAGCAGCAGUUGCUAUUUUAUUGGCCAAUCGGCAAAUGAAGCAUCUUCAAUGCAAACGAUUGACUUACAGAAAUUCUCGACAUUGAUCGAUAGCGAUCUUGCUUGGUAUAAUUUAUCGUGUUUUAUUGGAUGUUUACAAGGAAAUAAUUCGAAUAUCUCAGUACUAUUGAAUUUUUUCUCAGAUUUUGCCAUUCCACAUCAACAGUAUGCAGCGAUUUCAACAAAAACUGCUCCAUGCAUUAUUGCUGACCACGAUACCAUUCCAAAAUUAACACGAUUUGUCCAUUUAGAUCUUCAUUACUAUUCUACUGAUAAAAAUGGAUUAUGCUUAGUCGAUAGUAUCGAAUUUCGAAUAUUUCAAGCAAAGAAGUCAUGA
Molecule: messenger RNA, 1356 nt
Organism: Adineta ricciae
Lineage: Eukaryota; Metazoa; Rotifera; Eurotatoria; Adinetida; Adinetidae
Source: the annotation of a GenBank genome assembly